Anopheles aquasalis is the source of this 1368-nucleotide messenger RNA. Its product is annotated as ras-like GTP-binding protein RhoL. Gene Ontology annotation, biological process: small GTPase-mediated signal transduction. The record is from RefSeq and is a predicted model, not a curated record. Lineage: Eukaryota; Metazoa; Arthropoda; Insecta; Diptera; Culicidae. Gene Ontology annotation, molecular function: GTPase activity; GTP binding.
GAUAUCGGUUGAGUCAGUCACUGUUAAACUUCGGCAUUGAUAACGGGCCGAUGGUGGCCGGAGGUGAACGGUUGUGUCGCGGAAGUCGCCAGUACCCCAGUUGGGUCCAGCGAAUCGAAUGUAGCAAAUUGUGGGUGGUAGUGCACCGUAGCCGCAACUGCAUUGUAACGCAUUUCUAGGACGUUCAAUUGUCCGGCAGAACAUUCUGCCGCCGCAUUCCGUGAGCGAGCGAAUCGUUGAGAGUGCGUUGGGGCGCGAUAAAUAAUGAUGCUGCACUAGCAGCGGAGGUGAAAAGCGGUGCUGCUGACGAGGCUAUUAGGAAGAUAUUAGUGCUAACGCUCUGACCGACCGACCAGUGGACCACCGGACAGCACAAUGGCGCAUGGGAUGGCGACCGUGGCCGAUCGGAUACUAAACAUUGUGGUCGUUGGUGACGGUGCCGUGGGGAAAACCUGUCUGCUGCACGCGUACACGGAUAAAUCGUUCAAGAACUUCUACCAACCGACCAUAUAUGAUAAGGAGUCCAUUGAAAUGAUACUCGAUGGGCAGAAGUACACAAUCCAGUUGCACGAUACGGCGGGCCAGGAGGAGUAUGACAAAAUACGGCAACAGUUUUACAAGAGGGCCGAUUGCUUUCUGCUGUGUUAUGCCAUCGACAACAGUGUAUCGUACGAAAAUGCGGCCACCAAAUGGGUACCAGAAAUCAAAACCGAUCCACCGGUUCCCAUCGUCCUGCUCGGCACUAAGCUGGACAUGCGGCGAGGAGACAGCAAAGAGGUAACGACGGUCGAAGGUGACAAGCUGAAGCGUACCAUCAACGCCAACUCGUUCGUCGAGUGUUCCGCCAAAGCCGGUAUCAAUGUGGAACUGGCGAUUCAGGAGGCGGUCCGAGCUUGUCUGCUGGGCGUUCCGGAAACGCAACCCGAUGACCAGUGCUGCCCCGGAUUCGACUUCUGCUGCAUACCCUCGUAACUCGUAGGAAAUUAAGUUCGGUGACCGAUAAAGACACACGAUACAACCGCAUCGAACCGUAGUAGUCCAUUUCAAAGGUUGGUUUAUUGUUGGUAAGGUGUUUUAAUUCAAUUUGUUUCCUAACCUACACAAGGCUGCAGUAUGUACAUACGAAUGCGCGUCUAUUAGUCGAAGGUUUUGCGGAGCUGCCUUACCUACAAAGCGCGGAACAUGCUUCUCUGCAAGAGUUCGCACGCUGCUUGACAAUGGCAGGUAACCCAAUCGAACGAGCGAACGGCGUAUAAUUCACAGUAAAACUAGUAAUAACGUAGGAAAAAGUUAAGUCACCCGUUGCAAAUGAUAAACUACUAGCUAGUAAUAAGAAUUGUACGAAAAUAAAUGGCAAACACAAACGCA